Molecule: messenger RNA, 5085 nt
Organism: Cylicocyclus nassatus
Lineage: Eukaryota; Metazoa; Nematoda; Chromadorea; Rhabditida; Strongylidae
Source: the annotation of a GenBank genome assembly
AUGAUCUCAAACAGCCGCGAGCAGUACAGCGCCGCGGCGACCCAACGUAUGCAGGAGGACGCCGAGGGUACGCCCCGGCAGGCCGAGGACUUCGUUGCCCAGCAGUCGGAGUCAUGGCGUCGCGGCUACCUCAAGGCAGACGGCAUCAUCCGCGUCCGCGACUGGCAGAUCGAAGCGGCCAAAGAGAUCGCCAAGGCCGAACCCGGCACCGACAUCGAGCCGCUCAUCAAGGAGCGGAUGGCUGCGCUGACGCAGAACCCCGAGUUCCAAGACCCGCAGGUCCGCAAGGCCCUGAUGCCGGUCGCCAUGCGCGCCGCGCAGCAGGUCCGCCAGCAGUGGCAGGCCGACUCGAUGCGGGAAAUGCUGGUCCGGCAGAAGGAGUCGCUGACCGCGAUCAUCCGCGACGGCAUCAAGGGCGGCACGUUCCUCACUUCCGAGGGCAUGAACGGCCUGUACGCGAUGCUGGACCAGGAGGAGUACGCCUAUCUCAACAAGCGCGACGUGGACGAACUCUACGUCGAGGCCGCCAAGGAGGAGCUGGCCGCAGGCAACCGCGAUCCUCAGUCGAUCCUGGCGUUCCUGGAGCAGGACCGCGGCGACGGCCAGCCCGGCUUGAUGAACACCGAGCACGGCGACGAGCUGCGCGCGGCGGCUGCCGCUGGUGCCCGCGUGAUCGCACACCGCGAGGACGAGGCACGCAAGCAGGCGAUGGCCGAGGCAGAGUGGACGCUCCAGGGCCUCGCGGAUCGCGGCCAGCUCACCCACAAGACCAUCGACACCUGGGCCAGUAAAUUCGGCCUGAGCGGUGGCGACCUCCAGUCCUUCAAGCGAUACUGGAACAACCAGCAGGAGCAGACGCUUCGCCGCUGGGAGCAGGAAGCGAAGGAGCGCGCCCGAGAGGAGCGCAUCCGCAAGCUGGUAGCCGGGGGCAAUCCCUACGAGAUCAGCGACGCCGACCUCAAGAAGCAGGCCGGUAAGGAGUGGGAGGAAACCCCGCAGGCCGCACGCGGCCAGGUGCUCCAGAAGUGGGCACGGCAGGGCAUCGUCAUCCCCCAGCUCGAACGCAUCCUCAAGCGCGCUGACCCGGCGUUCCAGGAGAACUUCCAGAACGCCGCGACGCUGUACGAACAGCUCCGCAAGGUCUCGCCCAAGUACGCCGAUACGGUCGCUGGCGGCGAGGCUGCCGCAAUGCUGGACCAGUACCUCUACGACACCCGGCGCAGCGGUCAGUCUCACCAGGAGGCCGCUCGCGUCCUGACGCAACCGAAGCGGGAAGUCGAGGAGGCCCGCUCGGUCAUCAACGACACCUGGAAGUCCGGCAUCAAGGACUACCUGGAGAUCGACGGCAAGCCGCGUGACCCGCGUGAGCUGCACCGCAUCCGCCAGGAAGCCGAGCGCAUCGCCUCGCGUGGCGGAGUGUCCGGCGAAGCUGCCAUCCGUGCAGCGGUCGGUCAGAUCGACGCCCAGCGCACGACCGUCAACGGCCGCCGCGUGCCAAACAUCGGCAUGCCGCAGGGUGCCGAGCCAGCGGUAGACGAGCUGAUCCAGACGGUCGCGCGCAAGCUCGGCCGCGACCCGGAUGAGCUGUCGGCCCUGCCCAAUCCCCGCAAUCCGGGGCAGUGGCAGAUCGUCGGCCCCGACAACUGGCUGAUCCCUGACCCGCACACCGGCCGCGCCAUCGGUUUCGACCCGCGUGCCAUCGCGGCACAGCACCAGCGCUGGAAGGGAGACCUUGCGGAAUCCCAGGCGCGUCGUCGGGUCGAGCAGCGCACCACCUGGGCGGACCAGUCCCGGAACAUCCGCGACCUGCGCUCGCAGUCGGCGACCACGGAAGUCCCUGCGGCCAUCGCCAAGCGCGACGCCAGCGCCGCCGAGGCUCCCGCCUUCGAGCUGCCCAAGUUCGACCUCACCAAGCCGCUGGUUCCCAACGCGGGCACCAAGCAAACCACCACCACCCCGGCACCGGCAACCCAGCAGCCCAUCGUGCAAGCCGUGCGCGAGCGCAAGGAGCAGCGAGAGGCCGCGGAGCGCCGGAAGGAUCAGACGACCGUAUGGGACGGAUGGGGCGCUGCCCAGGCAAAGGGCGGCAUCGGCUUCAUCGACCGCUUCAUCACCGAGCUGGGCUACGAGCCGCAGCAGGGCUAUCGCAUUCCCGCAGACGCGCGCAAGCGCUGGGAGUCGAUGGGCCUGCGCCCGGAGCAGUGGGAGCUGUUCGGCCGGGCCACGUCCGACGAGCACCUCUCCUAUCUGGAAUCCGUGGCCUUUAUGAAUCAGAUGGCGGACGACGACCUGGCGCAGUUCGGCCUGGGCGGACAGAUCGCCCUCGGCUUCACCGACCCGGUGGCAACCGGCCUCGAUCUCGCCACGGGCGGCCUGGGGUACGCAGCCAAGGCCGGACGCCUCGCCAACGCGGUGCGUUCCGGUCUACAGGCUGCGGGCACCUCCGCGCUGAUGUCGGCCGCAACCUCCACCUACGACCCCGAGCAGACGCUCGCGGAUGGCGUGCAGAGCGCCGCCCUGUCGUUCGCGUUCGGUGGUGCCCUCGGCGCUCGCCGGGGUGCCCUGUUCGACGGCGAGGUGAAGCCUGACGUGGUGAAGCGGCUGGCCGGUGACGACUCGCUGUCCGCCGCCCGCGUGGCAGGCACCGCCGCCAACGACCUCACGCCAGGCGUCCUCCCGCUGCGCAACGAGAGCGCAUUCGAGCAGGAGUUCACCGACAAGGCGCUGGUCAACGCGCACAUCACGCCCCACUUCGCCACCGUCCGCCGCGACCUUGCUGCCCGCAUGGGUAGCGCCAAGUCGCCGCUGGUGCGCGAGGCGGGCCGCCUGCUGUUCCGCGAUGGCGUCGGCUACACCGAUCGCUCCGUCGCGGUCCAGGAGUCCACCAGCGAGUUCGCCAAGCGCCACCUGGCCGUCAUGGAGACGGAAUGGCGGAGCGGAGUGAACGCCGCAUGGGACGCCUACAAGCAACGGACAGGCACCCAUUGGUGGAACUUCUCCGAGCGCGCAAAGUUCAACGAGGAGGUCGGCCGUGCCGUGCGCGGUGCGCCUGACGUAUCACCGGAAGCCGCCAAGGCGGCCGGCAGCGUCGCCAAGGCGAUGCGCGAUGCGCUCAAGCUGGCGCAGGACAGCAACCUCGACGGCUUCGCCAACGUGGCACAGAACGGCAGCUACCUGCCGCGCUACUGGAGUGGCAAGGGCUUCAAGCGCCUGUUCGGCGAGAUGCAGCUUCACCAGGACGACGUGAUCGAGCAGCUCAUCAAGCCCGCCAUGCGUCGCGCCUGGGAGGCCACCACCGACGAAGGCGACGAGAUCGACGACGAGCUGCUCGGGGCGGUUGCACGCUCCUACCUCAAGCGCGCCCAAGCGAACUUCGAGGGCGACGGGAUGGACCUGCUGGUCCGCCCGCUGGACAGCGAUUCGGUCGAGGAGAUCGGCAACAUGCUGACCGAGGCGGGCGUCUCGCCCGUGCGGUCGCAAGAGCUACUGUCCAAGCUGGAGCGCAAGACCUACGAGUCGGGCAAGCUCGACCGCGCGAAGAAGCGCAUCGACCUCGACGAGACCUACUCCACCACCAUCCGCAACGAGGCUGGCGAGGACGUGCAGGUCUCGAUGGCCGACCUGUUCGACAACGACGUGGACUCGGUGAUGACCCGCUACAUGCGCGAGAUCACCGGCUGGUCGGCGCUGUCGUCGAAGGCUGGCAUCAAGAACCGCGCACAGCUCGACCGCUUCGUGUCGAAGCUCAAGAGCGACGCCCGCAAGUCCGGCGACGACGUGAAGGACAUCGAGCGCCUGAUCGACAUCGGCCUCAAGUCCACCUUCGGCCGCAGCACCGAACUCGAUCCCGCCAGCCGAGGCGCACGCUACGCGCGGUUCCUGCGCAACUGGAACUUCGCCCGCGUGAUGAACCAGGUCGGCUUCUCGCUGUUCGCCGAGCUUGGCCCGACCAUCGCGCAUGCCGGUCUCCGCAACUUCUGGAACUCCGUGGGUGCCGCCCGCGACUUCCUGGUGCGCGGCGCUGACGGCAAGCUGUCCUCGCAGGAGGCGCGCGUCAUGGAGCGGCUGUUCGCACCCGGCACCGACUGGCUGCGCAACCCGCCGUUCCUGCGCCUGGACGAGGAUGCGCUAGUGCCGCAGACGUUCAACGUCAAGCACGGCGAGAAGAUCGACAACGCGAUGAACAUGGCGACGCACGUCACCUCGGUCGCAUCCGGCAUGGCCCCGAUCAACACGAUGCUCCAACGCAUCGCCGGUCGCGCCACGCUGCUGCGGCUGCUGGACAUGGCGAACGCCAAGAAGCUGUCGGACGCCGAAGUGGCCCGCCUGCGCACCUGGGGCCUCGACGAGAAGGCCCAGGCCGACGUGUUCGGCUACCUCAAAGGCAAGCGGCAGAUCGAGCAGAUCGACCCGGACAAGCUGCCGUUCCAGACGCGCGAGCGCAUGGCGGCCUUCCUGUUCCGCGUGACGCGACACCAGGUUCUCGAAGGUGACGCCUCGGACAGCAUCGAGCUGAUGCACUCCACCACCGGCCGCAUCGUCACGCAGUUCCGCAGCUUCAUGGUCAACAGCUACACCCGCCACUUCCUGAACUCCGUCCACCACUACGACGACUGGCGCACCUACGCGAUGGUCGUGCUGUCCACUUCGGCAGCAGGCAUGGGCUGGGCGGCUCGCACGUACAUCAACACUGCGGGCAACCCCGAACAGCGGAAGAAGCAGCUGACGCAGGAGAACUUCUACAAGAACGCUGUCGCGCAAUCGAGCUGGUCGAACGUGAUCCCCGCGGUCACCGACGCCGUGUGGGCGGACGCCUUGGGUAACGACCCGGUGUUCGCCAACAACCGCUCGACCGGCCUGGAGAACGGCGUGAUGGGCAUCCCGUCCAUCGACCUGUUCAACAAGGUCUACGGCAGCACGCGGAUGAUCGGUUCGGCCAUCCGCGACGAUGAGGAGAUCACCGAGAAGCAGAUGCGCGACUUCUGGAAGAUUUGGUGGUUCAACAACAUGACGGGCGUCCGCAACAUCGCGGAUCAAGCCCUACAGCAGUUCCCUGACCGCAAGGACGGGACUGAUCGACCGUAA